AUGCCCAGGCUAUUGGCUACGCAGUCGCAUGUUGUGCACGGGUAUGUGGGAAAUAAAGCAGCCACAUUUCCUCUGCAAUGCCUAGGAUGGGACGUUGACUGCUGUAAUUCUGUGCAAUUCUCUAACCAUACUGGAUAUGGUAUGGACAGGGUUUUUGGUAAUAUUACCGAAGAAAGAGAUCUCGACCAACUCUUGACCGGAGUCCUUGGGAACUUCCCGCAUGAUUACGAAGCCUUACUAUCCGGUUACCUGCCCAAGAAAGAGUCUGUUAGUUGUAUGGGUCGUCAUUAUGUGGCUUAUAAGAAGAACAACCCGGGAUCUGUGUGGUUAAUGGACCCUGUGAUGGGUGAUGAAGGUCAGUUAUACGUCGAUAAAGAUGUGAUAUUUGAGUACAAGAAAUUAGCUCUAUCGCAAGACUCAGAAGUGGACAUCAUUACGCCGAAUCAUUUUGAGUUAGAAAUAAUGUAUGGUGAAAAGAUUGAUACUACUGAGCAACUUAGAACGGCAUUUCAAAAAUUGCACAAGACUGUACCCGUGGUCAUCGUCACUUCGUGUGAUCCAAAGAUGUUCGGUGACUCAGAGUAUGUGUACUGUGUGGCUUCCAUGAGAGGUCAAAGCCCCAUGGUGCUCCGCGUACCGUUGAUCAAAUCGUAUUUUACCGGUGUCGGUGACCUAUUUUCAGCCUUGUUGUUGGACAGAAUUUACAAACUGUUAUCUUCAUCAAAUACCAGCUUGAAAUUGGAGGAUCAAGUAAACGAUGUGCUUAAUGUUAUACAAAAUGUUCUUAAGAUGACCUUGAAUUAUGCACCAAAUAACCAUACGGCUAAGAUAGGGAAUCCGAUGGAUAUGAAGGAUGCGGAAUUGAGAAUUAUUGAAUCAAGAGAUUUUUACAACAGUAACACUACACCAGUGGUAAAGCGGGACUUUAUUUAUCGAAAAUUGUAA
Molecule: messenger RNA, 945 nt
Organism: Torulaspora delbrueckii
Lineage: Eukaryota; Fungi; Ascomycota; Saccharomycetes; Saccharomycetales; Saccharomycetaceae
Gene: BUD16
Product: putative pyridoxal kinase BUD16
Exons: 1
Coding region: 1-945 (314 amino acids)
Biological process (GO): pyridoxal 5'-phosphate salvage
Cellular component (GO): cytosol
Molecular function (GO): pyridoxal kinase activity
Source: RefSeq, a predicted model, not a curated record